Papilio xuthus (Asian swallowtail) is the source of this 755-nucleotide messenger RNA. RefSeq names its product mitochondrial ribosomal protein L50 (gene mRpL50). Gene Ontology annotation, cellular component: mitochondrial large ribosomal subunit; mitochondrion. Lineage: Eukaryota; Metazoa; Arthropoda; Insecta; Lepidoptera; Papilionidae. The coding region runs from base 105 to 668 and encodes 187 amino acids. The record is from RefSeq and is a predicted model, not a curated record. The transcript has 5 exons.
AACAGUGAAAUGAAAAUUUUUUUUAAUGAUUAUAUUAACCAAAUCAAAGAUAUUUAGUGUAAAAAUAAAUUUUCAACAGUUUUAAAAUAUCUUUUCAAACCGCAAUGUUACGAAAAACGUUAAUAAAUACAACACGCGCAAAUUUUCAGAUUAACUUUGUAAGAAAUGCACAGAAGCGUUAUCCAAAAGUUGACAAAAAGUUACAGGCUGCUGCCGAAUCAUUGGCUGCUAGAGGAUUCCUUCGACCUAACAAACCUUGGCAGCCACCAACAAACAUUAAUGAAACAAUCAAUAAAAUUUGUUCGCAAUAUGGUCUGAAAUCAGAUUCCGAAUUCGAAAGUCUUGAAGUCAAAUUUAAUGUACUGAAAACAUGCUUUGAAGAGACUGGACAUGGUGUACCCAACUCUUUGUUGCAUACUAUAGAAAAUGUUGAUGAUCUCCAAGAAUUUUAUGAAACCCCUGUUGAAGUACUAACUCCAUUUGAUGCAUUAAAAAAGAUGGACCUACCAAAGAAUUUGCAUAUACAACAAGAUUAUGUUCGCUUCCAUCCUGAUAAAGAUACAUUAUUUAAUGGACAGUCAGCUUUUCCAAAAAGUUCUACAAUUGUGUCUGGUUUGAAAACUAGAAAGAAAUACGAGGGUUACACUGCCAAGACCUCUUGGACAUAAUUCUAAGUUUAUGUGAGAAUCUGUUUAAAAUGUGUAGAUAUAAUAGAUUAAUGUGAAGAAAAUAGUUAAUAAAUUAUAAAACUUUAA